This is a messenger RNA of Zophobas morio, 967 nucleotides long. Its product is annotated as chymotrypsin-1-like. Gene Ontology annotation, biological process: proteolysis. The transcript has 7 exons. The coding region runs from base 31 to 873 and encodes 280 amino acids. The record is from RefSeq and is a predicted model, not a curated record. Lineage: Eukaryota; Metazoa; Arthropoda; Insecta; Coleoptera; Tenebrionidae. Gene Ontology annotation, molecular function: serine-type endopeptidase activity.
UGUGACACUCAGUCGUCAGAAUUAGCAACAAUGCUGUACGAAGUAAUUACCAUUUUGCUUCUCAUAAAUUUAGUUUCAGUGUGUUUAGGUUCCUCAUUAAAUCCACGUAUUGUUAACGGUGUGAAUACUUACCAGAACGAAUUUCCACAAAUCGUUUCACUACGUUAUAAUAACAAACACACUUGUGGUGCGACGAUUUUAAACGAAAAUUUUCUCCUAACAGCAGCACAUUGUGUCCAAUUAAACGUGAUUAACUACAACGUACAGUAUGGUUUAACCCACAUAAUCGAGGGACCAAAUGCUCCUAAUGUGAUAGGCGUUUCUCGACUUAUCCCACACGAAAAUUAUCUACCGGUGGUUAUUUUAAUGGGAGCUCGAAACGAUGUGGCCCUCGUAGAGCUUAAAGAAUCUCUUAAAUUUGGUACGAACGUGCAACCGACAAAGUUACCAAAGGCUUCAAGUACCGUUCCUGAAAGUAGUACCGCUGUAGUGGCAGGAUGGGGACUUUUAUCUACUGGAGGUUUAGCUGCUAGCGAUCUCCAAAAAGUCUAUCUUGAGGUUUACUCCGACACGAAAUGUGAAACUUCAAUGUUUUCUGCAAGUAAAUGGUACCAUAUUUGCGCAGGGGUACCUCAAGGGAGUAAAGGCAUAUGUAAUGGCGACUCUGGUGGUCCCUUGAUAGUCGACGGUACUCAAGUUGGUAUUGUUUCGUGGAGUACCAGAAAAUGUGGGCUAGAAGGAGUACCAGGAGUGUUCGUCAAAGUUUCCAAUUACGUUGGUUGGAUAGAGAAGAAUAUGAGUACCGAUGCGACUAAAUCAAAUGGUUUUUUUGCGAAUCUUUGGAAUUACGUCCACCAUUUAUUUUUUAAAUAGGAGCUUGAGGAAAUCUGAAUGCUUUAUAUAGCGUCUCUCAUCAUGAAUGUGCAUUUUUGGAAGCAAAGAAAUUAAAAUUUGUAAGAAAAACAAA